Messenger RNA from Andrographis paniculata, 456 nucleotides. RefSeq names its product cyclic nucleotide-gated ion channel 4-like. NCBI's taxonomy places the organism in Eukaryota, Viridiplantae, Streptophyta, Magnoliopsida, Lamiales, Acanthaceae. The record is from RefSeq and is a predicted model, not a curated record. The transcript is spliced from 2 exons. The coding region runs from base 1 to 456 and encodes 151 amino acids.
AUGCCCAAUUGGGAGCAGGAAUGGCUCCGCCGGAGCAAUUCUUCUCCGACGGAAGAGGAAGAAGAUAGCCCCAAGACGGAGGGAAGCCGCCGGCGCCGCCGUGAGCGGUGGUUGUGGCGUAAGGCAAUGCCCAAUUCUAGGGCAAAUUGGCUCCAAGAAUGGAACCGGGUGUUUCUGCUUGUGUGCGCCGCCGGACUGUUCAUCGACCCGUUGUUUUUCUACGCCCUCUCCAUCAGCGACGCCGCCAUGUGCCUCUUCGUCGACGGCUGGUUCGCCGUCACCGUCACCGUCCUCCGCUGCAUGACCGACGCAUUGCAUCUCUGGAACAUGUGGCUGCAGUUUAAAUUGAACCGCCGCCGCCGCCGUGACGGCGACGGGAAGGACGCCGGAAUAUCCGCCGCCGUGAAAUACUUCCUCUUUGAUCUCUUCGUCAUUCUUCCGCUGCCUCAGACUUAA